AUGAUAUUCGAUGAUUUUACUGCUAAGGAAGAACUUGUUAAAAUUAUUCCUUUAAAAGGGCGGAUUCGAGGUGAAGACAUAUUUUCUUCCGUUCAAGAUUAUUUUAUCUCUGAAAACAUUCCACUUCAGAAACUGGUUGGCAUUACAACUGACGGAGCCCCAGCGUUUACUGGAGUGCAUUACGGAUUCAUUGCCCUUUGCCGCAAAUAUGACACGUUUCCAAAUUUUUUAACAUACCGCUGCAUCGUGCAUCAGCAAGCACUUUGUGGUAAAUUUUUAAAUGCCGACAAUGUUAUGAAAGUCGUUGUUAAACUGGUAAACCAAGUAAUAGCUUAUGCUUUGCAGAGAAGACAGUUCCGAACUCUAAUUGCAGAAAUGAAUCUAGAAUACGGAGAAUUGCUUCUGCCUACAGAGAUACGCUGGUUAAGCAAGGAGAAGAUUCUUCUGCGCUUUUAUGAGCUCCUACCAGCUUUAAUCGCUUUUCUUAAGGAGCGUAAAGAAGACUACUCAACACUAGAAGAACCCGAAUGGUUGAGAGGUUUUGGAUUCUUGACCGAUGUCACAGGAAAGCUGAAUGAACUAAAUUUGCAGCUUCAGGGUAAAGAAAAAAAUAUUCUUCAAAUGAUUUCCGAAGUAAAGUCAUUCAUUGCGAAACUUGAACUAUGGGAAAAAAUCUACUGGAAGGAAAUUUAA
Molecule: messenger RNA, 693 nt
Organism: Diabrotica virgifera virgifera (western corn rootworm)
Lineage: Eukaryota; Metazoa; Arthropoda; Insecta; Coleoptera; Chrysomelidae
Product: general transcription factor II-I repeat domain-containing protein 2A-like
Exons: 1
Coding region: 1-693 (230 amino acids)
Source: RefSeq, a predicted model, not a curated record